Protobothrops mucrosquamatus (brown spotted pit viper) is the source of this 2531-nucleotide messenger RNA. RefSeq names its product phospholipase C beta 3 (gene PLCB3). The transcript is spliced from 22 exons. The annotation marks the transcript as partial. The record is from RefSeq and is a predicted model, not a curated record. Gene Ontology annotation, biological process: lipid catabolic process; phosphatidylinositol-mediated signaling. Gene Ontology annotation, molecular function: phosphatidylinositol-4,5-bisphosphate phospholipase C activity; calcium ion binding; calmodulin binding. Lineage: Eukaryota; Metazoa; Chordata; Lepidosauria; Squamata; Viperidae.
GAGGUCAUUGAGGCCAUCGCGGAAAGCGCCUUCAAGACCUCGCCCUACCCCGUCAUCCUGUCCUUUGAGAACCACGUUGAUUCAGCGAAGCAGCAGGCUAAGAUGGCCGAGUACUGCCGAAGCAUCUUCGGGGACGCCCUUCUGAUCGAUCCCUUUGAAAAAUAUCCGCUCCAGCCCGGCGUAGCCUUACCGAGCCCCCAGGAAUUAUUGGGGCGCAUUCUGGUGAAAAACAAGAAGCGCCGCACCCACGCCAAGGGGACGGAAGGCAGCGUCCGCAAACGGGUUCUGGAGCAGACACCCAGCUCCUAUAGUGACUCUUCUGGGGUGGGCGAGCCGGGGUCUCCCGCCCUGGGGUCUCCCUUCGCUGAGCAGCCCGAGAUCCUUUCCUUGAUCCUGACCAACGGGGAGGAGAAGACCCCCGACAGGAUGGCAAAACUAGGGGAACCCCGCAAAUCUAUUGACCGGGAAGCUGAAAGCGAGGAGGAAGAAGAACAACCAGACCCCAAAAAACCUACCACCGAUGAGGGCACGGCCAGCAGCGAAGUCAACGCCACAGAGGAGAUGUCGACGUUGGUCAAUUACAUCGAACCGGUCAAGUUCAAGUCCUUCGAAGCGGCCAGCAAAGGCAACAAAUGUUAUGAAAUGUCUUCCUUCGUGGAGACCAAAGGACUGGAGCAGCUGACCAACAGCCCCAUGGAGUUUGUCGAAUACAACAAGAAGCAGCUUAGCCGAAUCUACCCCAAAGGGACACGCGUGGAUUCCUCCAACUACAUGCCACAGCUCUUCUGGAACGCCGGCUGUCAGAUGGUGGCCCUCAAUUUUCAAAGCCUGGACUUGCCAAUGCAGCUGAACCUGGGCACCUUCGAGUACAACCGCCGGAGCGGCUACUUGCUCAAGCCCGAAUUUAUGCGACGGUCGGACAAGUUUUUCGACCCGUUCACCGAAGACAUUGUUGAUGGCAUCGUGGCGAACACCGUCAGAGUGAAGAUUAUCUCCGGUCAGUUUCUCUCGGAUAAGAGGAUCGGCAUCUACGUCGAGGUGGACAUGUUUGGGCUGCCGGUGGACACCAAGCGCAAAUUUCGCACUCGGACCUCCCAGGGCAACUCCUUCAACCCCGUUUGGGACGAGGAGCCCUUUGUCUUCCAGAAGGUCGUGCUGCCAACCCUUGCCUCGUUGCGCAUCGCGGUUUUUGAGGAGGGUGGCAAAUUUGUGGGGCACCGGAUCUUGCCCGUCUCUGCCAUCCGUGCAGGAUACCACUAUAUUUCUCUGCGCAGCGAAAGCAACCAGCCCCUCUGCCUCCCGGCCUUGCUGGUCUACACGGAAGCUUGCGACUAUAUUCCCGACGAUCAUCAAAAUUACGCCGAGGCGUUGAUUAACCCAAUUAAGCACGUCAGCUUAAUGGACCAGCGGGCCAAACAGCUGGCUGCCCUGAUUGGGGAGAGGGAGGAGAACGUGGAGAAGCCGAAGGAGUCCCUGUUGAGGAGUCCGUCUUGCACCACCAUGGGGCCGGCCCGGGAGGUCCAGAAACCCCUCCCGGACGUGCUGCCCCCAACUCGGACCCCCAGCAUCAUCCCCAGUCAAGGCCAGAGAGAUGACCUGAUUGCAAGCGUCCUGGCAGAGGUGUCCCCGCCUUCCGUGGAAGAACUGAGGCAGCAAAAGGCUUUUGUGAAGUUGCUGAAGAAGCAGUACCGGGAGCUGAAGGAGCUCCGCCGCAAACACAUGAAAAAAAUUUGCAGCCUCAACAAAAAGCAGAACGCGCAGCUGGAAAAAAGCCGGCUGCGUAGCCGGGAAGGGUCUCAAAGCUCUUUAGAAGGAGCCCGACAAGGACAGGACCACGAGGAACCUCAACGGAAGCUGGAACUUCAGGAAUGGCAAAUGCAGGGGGGUCUGCUACGGCUGCGCGAGGCUCAGCACCAGGUGGAGAGGGAGUUGAAGCGAGAUCACCUGCACCAGGCCCAGCAGCGCUUAAGAGACAUCGCUCAGGAUUAUCAGACGGCUCAGUUGAAGAAGCUGAAAGAAACGAGCGAGAAAGAGAAGAAGGAGCUGCAGAGAAUCCUGGAUCGAAAACGACACAACAGCAUCACGGAAGCGAAAUCUCGCGAGAUGAGCAAAAAGGACAUGGAGUUAACCGAGAUAAACAGAAGGCAUAUCACUGAAUCCGUAAACUCCAUCCGGAGGCUUGAAGAGGCCCAGAAGCGACGCCAGGAAAAGCUACUUUUGGGACACCAGGAAAUGGUGCAAUUGAUUGAGGACGAAGAACCCCGGUUGAUAGCUCAGCUGGAGCAAGAGUGGCAGCUGGAGGGCUCGUCCCUGACCCAAGAAAUCGGCCGUUUCCUGCAGGAAGAACUCGACGGGGGAGUCAGCAACGGACACUCCCCCGGCCCCAGCGUCAGCUCCUUGGCCCCGGAAGACGAGCUGACGGUCCUGUGAAGCCAACACACAGCAAGGGACGUCACUGACGGCCGGACAGCCGCGAACGAGAAACAUGGGGUGGGGGCAGUUAAAAACACCCCACGUGGGAGAAGGUGGGG